This is a messenger RNA of Bactrocera tryoni, 2543 nucleotides long. It is a transcript of the gene cd, whose product is annotated as chorion peroxidase. The transcript is spliced from 5 exons. The record is from RefSeq and is a predicted model, not a curated record. Gene Ontology annotation, biological process: response to oxidative stress. Lineage: Eukaryota; Metazoa; Arthropoda; Insecta; Diptera; Tephritidae. Gene Ontology annotation, molecular function: heme binding; peroxidase activity. The coding region runs from base 1 to 2514 and encodes 837 amino acids.
AUGGCGGAAGAAACCACACCGUUAACCACUGGAAUGUCACCGCCCUUGGGUCCGGCAUACGUUUUCCCAGGCGGUGUGUCACCACGGUUGCGCCGUAAUCGGAAAAUGCAACAAUUUCAAUGCUGUCUCGGCAUCACUGUUGUACUCAUUGUUCUCGCCGCUUUAAUUGCCGCAUUUGUGCUUGUUGAAGAGCCGGAGGAACCGCCGACUCCGAUACUGCUUGCGGCCGCUGCCAUAAAUGAAACAAAUCCGGCGAAUAGCAGUGCGAAAGCAAGCGCCGCACUAGAAGCCGCAACGACACCGUUGGCCGACGAACCCAACACUGAGUGGGCAUUAAAACGAGCACACAUAAACCGCACACAAAGCGGAGAGGCAGUGGGUGCCGGCGUAAAGGCGUUAGGUGACCGCGAAAUUUUAGAGGAAAGCCAACAAUUGACGCCCGUACACAGUCCCGCCUACCGGCAUUACCGCGCGCUUAGCAACGGUCCGGAGGCACGCAAAUUGGCACGACGCGGUUAUGUGGAAAAUCAUGCGACUACGCAUAUUGCAGCACUGUUGAACUAUACGAAGCCGAAGGGGCGCCAUAACAUUGGCAAUGGGCCGACAAUUGAGCUGCCCGAUCCGACAAUGAACUUUACAUGCGAUUUCAAUGCGCGUUAUCGUCCGGCUAGUGGCGUGUGCAACAACAAGGCACAUCCGCGUUUGUACGGUGCUGCCAUGAUCCCUUAUAGACGCAUGGUGGCGCCCGAUUAUGCGGACGGUAUUUCUAUGCCGCGUGUCAGUCAUGCUAGCGAUGGUACUCAAUUGCCACCGGCGCGUAAAGUUUCUUUGGAUAUACAUCGUGCUGCUUAUGAUACUGAUGCCAAUUUUACUGUUAUGUUGGCUGUUUUCGGUCAGUUCCUCGAUCACGACAUAACAGCCACUUCACUAUCCUCUUUGCCGGAAGGUGAAUCGAUCGAUUGUUGCGCCUUAACUACAUCGGAGAUGCAUCCGGAGUGUUACCCAGUGCCGAUAUUGCCGGAUGAUCCGUAUUAUCAGCGUUACAAUGUGACUUGUUUGAAUUUUGUACGUUCUGCUCCUGCACCGACCGGACAUUUCGGUCCACGACAACAACUCAACCAAGGCACCGCUUUUAUUGAUGGUUCUGUGGUGUAUGGCUGUACGGAGCAACGGCAACGGCAUUUGCGUACCAUGUUGAACGGUACAAUGCGUAUGUAUAUUACUGGCAAUGGACGGCAAUUGUUGCCGUUAUCUACCAAUUUAGAAGACGGUUGUAAUCGAGUGGAAAUGGCAGCGGCCGGAAAAUAUUGCUUCGAAUCAGGCGAUGAUCGUGCCAAUGAAAAUUUGUUGCUGACAUCGAUGCAUCUGCUUUGGGCGCGUCAUCAUAACUUUUUGGCACGUGGCUUGCAGUCAGUCAAUCCCCAUUGGGAUGAUGAGACAGUCUUUCAGGAAUCGCGAAAGAUUUUGAGCGCCAAAAUGGCACAUAUUACAUACAAUGAGUUCCUGCCGAUUCUAGUUGGUGAAAAAUUGGCUAAGAAAAAGGGUUUGUUGCCAAGUACAGAUGAUUUGGACGCGCCCGACACCUACGACAAAAGUGUGGAUCCCAGCAUAGCGAAUUGCUUUGCGGGCGCAGCUUUCAGAUUUGCGCAUACAUUGUUGCCGGGAGUACUCAACGCCACAAGUGACAACAGCGUGCCGGAAUCUAUCGAACUGCAUACAAUGCUCUUUAAUCCCUUUUCUCUCUGGUCGGAGCAUGGUAUCGAUCGUGCGCUCUUAACCGCCAGCAAUACGGCUGUGCUGCGUGUUAAUCGUUUCUUUUCCUACGAGGUGACGCAAAAGAUAUUUGAAGGACGCCCUGAAGAAGAUAUGAAACCACUUUGCGGACUCGAUCUUGUUUCACUGAACAUACAGCGUGGUCGUGAUCAUGGUCUACCAGCGUAUCCAGUAUUUCGAAAACAUUGUAACCUACCAUCUACAGAUACGUGGGAAGAAAUGGCAAACGCCAUUGAUGCAAAUACGCUGCAGUCCAUAAGGAAAAUCUACAGCUCACCGCACGAUGUCGAUGUUUACACGGGCGCAUUGAGCGAGCCUCCAUUGGAUGACGCUAUAUUUGGACCAUUGCUCACGUGUUUGGUAUCAGACCAAUUUAUGCGUCUAAAGCGGGGUGACUCUCAUUGGUACGAAAGAAAGAUGGGACCGCAACGCUUUACGAAAGCGCAAUUACGUCAGAUCUAUAAUGUCACUUUAUCGAAGAUCAUUUGCCAGAAUGCGGAUGCUGUGGAACAGGUGCGGAAAUACGUCAUGAAACAAAGUAAGGAUAGUGCUAACGGCUACGUAAAUUGUAGCGAAAUAGAGCAUUUCGACUUCAGCGCCUGGGCCACAACGCCACGCCCAGUCAAGUUGCAUAGCGUCGCGGUGAGUGAUGCCAAAAGCUUGAUACGAGUAAUUCACGAAAAUGGCAACAGCACAGCGUCGCCAAUGCCGAAGAAGCUUAUGGAACCGAGCAAAGAGUGAAAAUGCAAAUAAAUCUUGAAUAAAUUUAA